GGAGACUAAAAAAUGGAGAGACUUAUAAUGGUCAUUUGGUGAAUUGUGAUACUUGGAUGAAUAUCCAUCUUCGUGAAGUUAUCUGUACGUCAAAGGAUGGAGAUAGGUUUUGGAGAAUGCCUGAAUGUUAUAUUCGUGGCAAUACCAUUAAGUAUCUUAGAGUUCCUGACGAGGUGAUUGAUAAAGUUCAAGAAGAAACAAAAAGCCGUGGAGAUAGAAAACCACCUGGUGUCGGUGGACGAGGAAGGGGAAGAGGAGGUAGGGAUGAAGGUGCUGCUGGAAGACAGGCGAAAGGCAUUGGGCGUGGAAUGGAAGAUGCAGGUGCCAAAGGCCGGGGCAAAGGAGGACCUGGUGCCAAGUCUGGUGGAAAAGGUGGUGGCCGUGGACGUGGCUAAUCGUCGUCAUUUAGAGACAAAGAAGCCAGAUGACAAGCUAGAUAUAUUGUAUCUAAUUUUGUUUCUACUUUCAAAUUAUAAAUCAACUUAUCGGAGAAAAGGCCUGCUUCCAGUUAUUAUUAUUUUAAGAUGGAAUGUAUGUAGGCUUGAAAGGCUCACUCUCUUUCCUUUGUGAAGACAUAUGUAAUAGUGCGUGUCUUGAAAA
Messenger RNA from Solanum tuberosum (potato), 600 nucleotides. RefSeq names its product probable U6 snRNA-associated Sm-like protein LSm4. Gene Ontology annotation, biological process: nuclear-transcribed mRNA catabolic process; mRNA splicing, via spliceosome. Bases 57 to 395 code for a protein of 112 amino acids. NCBI's taxonomy places the organism in Eukaryota, Viridiplantae, Streptophyta, Magnoliopsida, Solanales, Solanaceae. The transcript has 6 exons. Gene Ontology annotation, molecular function: RNA binding. The record is from RefSeq and is a predicted model, not a curated record.